Messenger RNA from Trichomonas vaginalis G3, 1941 nucleotides. Its product is annotated as ribonuclease inhibitor domain-containing protein. NCBI's taxonomy places the organism in Eukaryota, Parabasalia, Trichomonadida, Trichomonadidae. The record is from RefSeq and is a predicted model, not a curated record. The coding region runs from base 1 to 1941 and encodes 646 amino acids. The transcript has a single exon.
AUGCUAUUGUACUCACCAGAUGGUAGCUUUAAUCCAUCAACUCAAUCUGCUAACUAUGUAAUCAGAUAUUUCGGUCAACGUGAUAUUCUUCAAAUUGAUUUUUCAUGUCAUAUUGUAUCAUAUGCAUUUAACAUAAAGGAUUUCUAUGUUAAAAUGCUGACAUUAGGUUCUUUUUCAUCAACAAAUCCAAGUAUCAAUUUUCAACAACAACCAAUCACAUUCGAAUCAGUUUUCGUAUAUAAUUAUAAGUCAGUAACCAAUCCACCAGAAAUGAAACGAAUUUAUAUUUCGAAAUCACAAGCAUAUUCUAAAAUGCCUCAAGUAAAUGAAGUUUUCAUAUUUGAAAGCUCUUCAUCGUCAUCAUCAUCUAAUUCUGGCACAGUUGAAACACAAAAUCUGGAAAUUUCAAUUACUUCUAGUACAACAGUUUUAGGAUUUACAGAUAGUAUUAUACAAAUUCGUGGAUAUUUCUCUUCUAUUUCUUAUAUAACCAAGGUUGUUUUUGAGGGAAGUAAUGUAAUUAACUUUAAUUCAGGCUUAUUUGCUGACUCAGCUGUAACGAAUAUAGAUUUCACAAACAGGAGAUAUUCUUUUACUGAACCAUUCCUUCUUCAAAUUCCUCAUUUUGUCCAUGUUGAAAUUCCUCAAUUCAUGACAGCUAUUCCAGAUAAACUUUAUGAUCAGGCAAUUGGAAAUCAGACGAUAACAAUCAGAGAUAAUAUUGACACAAUUGGAUCAAGAUCUUUUUAUUCAUGCCGAGGAAUUGAAGUUGUUAGAUUGCCAAGUUCAGUUAAAACAAUAAAAUCACUGGCGUUCGCGCUAUGUAUUGAUUUGAAAAAGAUUAAUUUUGACUCAGUAACAUCUGUAGAAAAUUAUGCAUUCAGUCGAUGCAAUUCACUUGAAAGUAUUACAUUCAUUAGCAAUGUGACACUAGGUGAACGUAUCUUUCUUUUCUGUGAAAAAAUUAAGUAUGUAACAUUUAACGGUCCAAACAGUCAAUUCAAUGGAAAAGGCAUUUUCGAUGGAUGUGUUAAAUUAUCUAGUAUAACUCUUGCAGACAGAAUUACAUCCCUCGGUAAAGAAAUGUUUUCACAGUGUCACAGUGUGACUUCUAUCUCCUUACCAGAUUCAAUUUCAGUUCUUUCUGAAAGAUGUCUUCACAAUACAUCCAUAGAAACAUUUAAGAUUCCUAACUCAGUUGUCAGCAUUGGCUUCUUUGGAGUCAUAAAGACAUUGAAGAGAAUAUACAUCGAAAGUGCAUCAAAACUUGCUGAGAUAAGGCCAGAUACAUUCGGUUGGGUUAACUGUCAGAGCGUGAUUGAACUGACUUUCCCUAACAUUCAACAUAUAGAAUUGAUAAGUAACAACAAUUUUGUUAAAUCUGAUGGAUAUUUGUAUACAAAAGACUAUAAAACAUUGAUUGUUUGUCUUCCAGAAAAUGAUCAAGAAUCAACAAUAAUCUCACCUCUUACGGAAACUAUACAGUCAUUUGCUUUCUUUAACAGACAUAAUUUACAAAAUCUUGUUUUCCCUGAUUCGCAAAUCACAAUUAUCUCAGAAUACUCUUUCUAUAAUAUGACUUCAUUGAAAAAUGUCAAGUUACCCAUUGAUGUUUGGGUGAACUAUAGCACUUUUAUUUUAUGCAAUAACAUUGUUCGCUUUUGCUAUGUUAAUACUAACCAAAGUUAUAUCACAUAUGUUACAAAUUCCGGAACUCCAGCGUCAUCUAUUGGCUAUGACUGCUCAAAUACUCCUUCUGUUGACCCACCUGAUCUCCUUCCAAGAACUGCAUUUCCAACAGCAUUUGCUACGGCAGAGCAAACAUUUGCACCAACAGCUAUUCCGAAGGAUUCAAGAUAUCCUAAGCAUGGAACAUUAGAAGUUCAGGAGAAAACAGUAGAUCCAUUUAAGCUGAUGGUAGCAGCAGUGUAUUAUAUGUAA